CUACUUUCUGUCGUUCUUUGUUUCUAGAUCUUCUUGUGGGAGUUGCUCCUUUCUACGUGGUCCAGGUGACCAGAGGUCACGGCUCUGUUUAGCGGACUUGAACGAAAUCGCGAGCGGAAUCGUUGCAUUGCUCAUUCGCCCGCGUCCACUACGUCUGUUGGUUGUGCUAGCGCUUCGUAUGACUUCCGGAAGCUUGCCCGCCCUUUUGGAAGCAGUUCUGAGCAACUCGCCGACUGCUCCCCCUCCAUUCGGUCGCAGAUGAUACGAUGGGUGUCGACCCCCUCUCCCCUAUUGCGCCCGUGCGCUUAAGGGCGCUGCUGUUACCCAUUGGCAAGAUAAAGCGCUCGAGGUUCUUGAGCUUCGCCGCAAGGCUUCAAGCCGAAAAUGUUGUCCGCUUGAGUGAUAUCAGUCCUGAUGCGCGACCCAAUCGAAACAUGUUCUCCCCGCUCGCCUUCCCUACCGGCAUGAUACUUUACGACUUGUCCUACUCCGUGCCCCCAACAUCUCACCUAGACCUCUUCCCUUUCGAGAUAUACCGAGAACCCCUGGUCAUCAUCGCAAUCGCAGACGGUGCAGAACUUGGCGAGAAUGUGAAGAAGAAUGAGACGGCAUCUGCGGCAGAUCAGCCGCCCACUCCGGGCGAGCUGGAGCAACUUCGACAGGAACUCGAAACACUCAAGGAGAGCAAUCCGAGAGCACUAGUACAUCAGCUCCUUAUCUUUGACUACGAAGGGGUGAAUAAGCUCACGAAUGGCCCUGGGGACGUUUCCUGGAUCCCACGACCUCAGGCGUCGAAGGCCACUACAAUGAAAACAGUCCUGUGUGAUAUUACGUCUCUCCUGCUUUCGGAGCUAGACGAGUUCGCGAAGACUAUUCAAAGCAUACCUUCCAUCGAAUCACCGAAGGCGUCAUCCUGGGGGCCCCAUCGCGGCCCUGACAUUCGCCCGCGGCCGACAGACAGGCUCUUUCACCGGAUGACCCUGCCUACACAUCUCCCAUCCAACCCCAAUGGCGCACCUGAAUCUCCCUUGAGCUCCAAACAAGGAUCGCCUGCGCCUAGCGAUCACGAGACUCCUACAACUUUCGAUGAAAUCACCCGAUCGAUACAAUUGGCCAACCGAUCCAACUCACUGGGCAAAAUACAUUCGCUGCCAUCGUCCAAGGAGCAUAGCCGGGAUCGUCUGUCUGUGAGCGGUAUGAGCGCAACUGAUCGGACCAAGAACCGGAUCAAGGGACGCUCAGGUGUUGUUGUUGGGAACCUGUUCCUUCUCGCCGGAAGAUGGCCAGAUGCUUUGAAAGAGCUGGUUGAAGCUGCGUCUAGUGCUAGAGCAAGCAGUGACUACGUGUGGCAUGCGAAAGCGCUCGAGUCCAUCCUUCUUUGUCUAUUGAUGGUCGCUUGGGCUGGAAUGGACUUUCAGAUCCCUCCUGUAUGCUACCCUGUCGCCGACAAGUCCUCAAAGCUAUCAUACAGCAGUAGCCUUGACACGAGUCUGUCUUCUCCUGGAAACCGUAUCAUUUCGCUUCAGAACCUUUCCAACCUAUUGCCUGACCUGGCGAACAAUAUCCUGAAUCUCUACAACCGUGCCGCCAACAUUACGGAUGAACCUCUGCCUCAACUUGUUUACUCCGAAACAGUAAUCCGUUUGGCAAGAUUAUUAGCGGCAGCUCGUAUUCGCGACGGUGCCUUGGACGACGUUGCUCUGAAGCAUAUAGUCAUGAACGAGUCCCUUCCACCUUUGCAUCGGCCAGAACGGCCUCGUGGUCUCAACAUACUUCGGAAAUCCGACAUUGGUAAUUUUCUUUUCCGCGCCCUGCCUCUUUCUCCUAGCUCAGACUUGCCGGCCACGGACGCCAUACCUAUUAUCGUUGGCGUAGUCUCCGUACUGAACGUGCUUGAUUUACCGCGGAAGAAAGCCUUUAUCCUAAGGGAACUUUUGUCCAUCAUGGUCCCAACGCUUGUCCAAGCCCGGAAGAUUGGCGCAGCAGAAGUGGGCGUUCAUCCUGCUGCUGGCUUGGCAUCUCUCAGCGACACGGCUUUUGAUAUUAAUGCCCUUGAUCUGGGGCCGGGGAACAUGGAGGAGAGCAUGCGCUCGCUUCUUGCUACUAUAGGUGACAUCUAUGGUGUCCAGCCAUCUUCGUUCUUCGAAUGGGAGAAGAGACGAUCUUCCACUGCGAGUGGGCAAGAUGCCUUGCCCGACUAUGAUUCGAUCACUGCUAUUGUCGAACGGGCUUUUCGGCACGCCGUUCUGGAUGGCUACGGUGAUCUCAACCUGAAAAUUGAUGUUCUCAAAGCGUGCAUUAGUUCUUGCGAAGCGCUCCCAGAUUUUACCGGCGUCCUUCGUUUCACAGUAGAACUCCUGCAGACCAUCAGAGGAGACUUGAUGCUUGGAUCUAACUACCAGCCACCGUACCUACCUCGCGACGAACAGAUCCGACUUUUGAAUAAUAUCAAGCGGACUGUCGGCGCAGCCAACAAAUUGGGUGCUUCUGGGCUUGAGGCAGAGUACUGGGAUGAUUUUCUCAUCCGUGGUGUUCAAUUGCUUUCUCUUCCAGAUCCCAGACGACCCGUUCGCCGCUCAAAGCCUGACUUGGAUGCCGUUACAGCUGAUCGCGAAAAGCCCACAAAAGACCCUUUUCUGUACAAUCCUUUCUCCAAAGCAAGUAAUAAGGCUGCUGAAUCAUUAAUGGUUGCUGGUGAAUACGCAGCAUUCCAAGUCACACUUCAGAACCCUUACGAGUUCGAUUUGGAGAUCGAAAAACUCACCCUCGAUAGCGACGGUGUACCUCUAGAAGCCGUGGCAGAGUGGAUCCUAAUUCCUCCGCUAUGCUUGCAAGACAUCACAGUCUAUGGCAAAGCUACUGGAGAGGGUGCACUCAAGGUUACCGGCUGCAUAGUGAAAGUCCGACACUGCAGAGAGCGCAGGUUUCCGAUAUUUCAAAAUCCCUGGAAGCCGGAAGCCGAAUGGAAAUUCAAACGCACUGGGCUUGCGGCCAAGAGGCCUUCUGUGGAGCGCCCACUUUCGUGGAGCUCAACAACCUCAAGAAAUGGCAAACAACUCCCCAAGAAAGGCCCUGAUACAUCAGUGUGCGAGAUCAAGGUCAUUGGCCAACAACCAUCAUUGGUGAUUGAGUCCCUGUCCCUGUCCCAGUCCGCGCUGAUGGUGCUGGAGGGUGAGUUGAGCUCCUUCAACAUUACACUCCGGAACACAUCGCCUUGUCCUCUUGAUUUCAUCCUUUUCACGUUCCAGGAUUCGACAACAAGACAAGUGCAGUCGGCUCUGAGCAAUAAAGACUUACUACCCGUCGAGAUUUACGAGCUGGAGCUAAACUUAACCAGACCGGCGUUGCGGUGGCGCCGAGAAGGUUUGAAUCCCGAGGACCACUCUAUUCCAGCAGGCCAAAGUGCCACGUUCACCAUCGAUGUUGUCGGAAAACCAGGUCUACAGGACACCACCGUGCAGAUCGACUACUCGUGUAUUGGAUCCUCGCAGGAAGGCUUGCCUGAUGUGUUCUAUACCCGCCAGUUGUUCGUCCCAUUAACUGCCACGGUCAAUGCCAGCAUCGAGGUCGCUCGCUGUGACAUUCUGCCACUCAGCAGCGACUUUGCAUGGUGGAACAACCCUGAGGCGGAAGCAGAACCUGACCAAAUCAGCACCAAUAUUCUACCCCCAUCCGCGAACGGUGAUCCGUUCUCACCUGUGCUUUCCCACCUCGCCAGGGGUGGAUACGGCCCUGAUCACUGUAUUCUUCUUCUCGAUCUUCGCAAUGCUUGGCCUAACGCCUUGUCGGUCACCUUACAUGUGUGCGAAAAGGCAGUGAAAUCCGACAUGAAAUGGCCUCCAGAACCGCCCCAGAAUGGAGAGGGCCAAUACACUGUUCACGGGGAGCUCCAGCCAGGUCAGAUGUCACGAUUUGUUCUUGUUCUUCCUCGAGCCUAUCUCGACAAUCCUCAUGCAUCUAUCCCAAUACUUAACACCGGUGUCAAGCGGCAGUUUGUCGUAAGUGCCAACAAGCUUACCUUCGAAGCCGAGGCAGCGACACGCGAGGCAUUCUGGUACCGGGAAGAGAUUCUCCAGCGAGUCUGCGGGUUCUGGAAAGAGAAAGCAGGCGUCCGUGAAGGAAUAGUCGACCUGCGCAACCUUCGCUUGAACGCGCGCAUGGUUGACUUCUUCCGGUUAGAAGACGUCGGCGUAACAUACUCUCUGGAACCCGCUUUUCCCAGUGACACAAAGAGCGUGGUACAAACAGGACGCUCAAAAUACGACGUCCAAACCGACGACAUGCUCAACCUCACCGUCACCGUCCUCAAUCGUUCCACUCGGCCCGUCCACCCUCUACUCCGCCUUCAGCCCAGCCUCCGCCACCAACCCAGCAAUAUUGCAUUAGAUCUAUCGCGACGCCUCGCAUGGACUGGGAUGCUCCAACAAGUCCUCCCCAUCCUGCAUAGCGGCGAAAGCACCACGGCCACCGUUGGUGUCACCGUUCUCUGCCGAGGAGAGUACGAAUUCGGCGCAACCGUCGAGGAACUACGGUUGCUGAAGCCGGUAACGGAGUCUGAGGACGAGUCUUCCAAUCCCACACAGGCCCAGGCAGCUUUCCAUGAUGACGAAGGAAUCAUCACGGAUACUUUUGGGGCAGAUGUGGCCAAGAAACGACGAAUAUGGCACGCCAAGGAGACUUGCGUUAUGAAUGCUCAUGACUGAAACGCUUCUCAUACAACUUUAGUGGUGAGAGUAGAGGGAAUGGGGAGGCUCAGUUCAUUUCAGCAUGCAUUUUUUUUCUGUCCAUAUUCGUUGCAUUCUCCGCCACGAGAAACACUAUCUUAAUCACGACGUAAAUGCAGACAUAGAGAGAGAGCGCCCUUUGUGUAUAUGUAUAGUUCAAAUGUUGUUUUUUUCUUUUUCUGUAUUCUCAUUAUUCCGACAAUCUUCCUUUUUAUGAAAUGCAUAUACGACAACGGAUGAAUCAUGUAUCAUGUAGGGAGUUAGUUGUGCGUCUCAUUGUGUUGCUCGCCUCUUUUUUUCAAAAGCAUGAUUAUCUACGCGAAGGAUUCCCUGUUCGAUAGCCUGGUGUGUAUCUACAGGAUAGAGCGUCGUUAUUGUAGUCAUGUAUUGUGUCGCUCAAAAGAAUGAACUAUUCAUUAUGC
Messenger RNA from Aspergillus vadensis CBS 113365, 5146 nucleotides. RefSeq names its product TRAPPII-specific subunit TRS120. The transcript has 3 exons. The record is from RefSeq and is a predicted model, not a curated record. The coding region runs from base 267 to 4703 and encodes 1478 amino acids. Lineage: Eukaryota; Fungi; Ascomycota; Eurotiomycetes; Eurotiales; Aspergillaceae. Gene Ontology annotation, cellular component: trans-Golgi network.